Molecule: messenger RNA, 1914 nt
Organism: Phyllopteryx taeniolatus (common seadragon)
Lineage: Eukaryota; Metazoa; Chordata; Actinopteri; Syngnathiformes; Syngnathidae
Exons: 5
Coding region: 730-1914 (394 amino acids)
Source: RefSeq, a predicted model, not a curated record
GUAGAAAAUGGAUGGAUGGAUAUAUAGCUGAGAUUACUCUUCCAGUAACCAGUUAGCAUAGCAGCUAACACAUCUAGCAUGUAGACUUGAGCAACAACAUCAGGAUUGAUUUGCCUGUGAGAAACUCCACAUAAUUACUUAAAUGCGCAUGCGCACACGGUCUGAACCAGUUUGAACUCGACCGAGCGGCGAACUCACCUCCGACUGAACCUGAGCCGUGUGAUGAUAGUUCGUAGACAAUUUCUUUACUGAAACCCCCGAAGAAAACUUGACCAAACGUGGACAGUUGGAUGUGAACUGAAUUGUUUCUACCAUUACGGAUUUUUGUCUUGUCUGCAGUUUGAUUCUAGCGUUUGAACAUUUUCUGGACAGAAGCGGGAACGGACAACCAUUUUGCCCUAGCAGACUUUGUUACUCCGGGUAGUUCUUUCCUCCAGAGAAGUACCAGCAUCUGUGGGGCAAUUGAUUGAUAUACUUAAAGAGAGACUUGAACUUCCAGGUGAUUUCUCUCUACAGUUUGAGGAUCCAGUGUUUGGAAAUGCACUAUGCAACCUGACAGCAAUAUCUGAAUUACCAGCUGAGCGUGCAGUCCGGCAUAUAAUGUGAAACUAUGAUCCAUCUCCACUUAACCAAUCCACUGCUUCAGUGUCUUCUUCUUCAGUCUGUUCCCAGGACACAGUAAGUGUUCACUCUGAAGAUUUCAAGCCAAGCUGGACCAAUUCUAUCCAGAUGGAUUUAAGGCAUAUCUCAGAGUGGCCCAAUCCAUUUCUUAUCCCCAAGUUUUCAUAUGAUGUAGAGCUGAAAUUGUCUAAGGCUAAUGUGACAUACGAAAAAUCUAAGAAGGGCAUUGCAGUGACAGGAGACAUGAAGAUGGAGAUUUUGGAUAAAAUUGCAGAGGCAGUUUUUGAAAUUAAAAGCUACCCUGAAAAAGAUGAGCUUGAGUCAGUUGUUUCUGCGCUCGUUCUCAAGUAUCCAUGUCUGAAGGAGCCAGGUAGCUUCACAGGCUACGAGGGAUGGAAAGCAAGUAUCAAGCGUAAACUUGGAAACUACAGAUCAAAGCUUCGUCAGGCAGGCUGCAAUGAGGUACAUGUAAACAGAAAAAGAAAAGGAGUAGAUGAAGAGGGCUGUCUUUUUACCCUUAAAAAGCCCAAACGUGGAGAGGUCAAUCAUGUCCCAGAUUUUCCACAACACCAUGAUGAUUCUACUCUUGAACAGGAAAGAGUAGCUCUGGUUGGUGAAAUGAAUAAACAAAAGAACAUGACAGUCAUACAGCAGAAGAUGGCACUGACAUUUUCCCUCAGGCGGAGAAAAGUCGUGGAGUGCCAGCCUAUGGUAUCUGAGGUCCAGGAGAGAUGGCCUGCGCUGUUUUCCUGUGAGGAGAUAUCUGAAGAAUUUCAUCGGAUCACGAGCAAAGACCUUCUGGGGAUUUUCAAUGCAACCCUUGACAAAUUUGUGCCUGGCCUGCUGAAACUGGACAGGUCUAAGAAGGUAACUCUUGGUGAGAAGAUGGAAGACCUUCUGGAUAAACUUUAUGAACAGACAUCCAACAUUGUGUCCCACCGAAAGACAGCACCACUGAGAGGCCUGCCCAUUUUCCUCCGAGAAGAUGCAACAGGUUUUCCUGAAGUGCCUGGUCAGCCCGGGUCAGGCCCUCGUGGAUGGGCUCAGGUGGAGCCUCAGCUGGAGCCGGAGGAGGAGGGGAGGAGCCGUGACUCUGUCCUACGAUCCAACCAAGAGGCAGUGCGUCCAAAAAGAAAAAAGAGAAAACAAACAUGUGCAAGUAAGAGGAAAAAAAAACAGCUUUGUCCCUUACGCUUUUUUCACUCCUCCCCCAUCAUCUCUCCCUCGCUCUCCCUCUCCUGGGAGAGGCCUGGCCGGGGCCCGGGCCUGGACGCCAUCUGCUGCAUAAUGUAA